AAAAAAAAAAAAAAAAAAAUUAAAAUCCCUUUCUUGGAGAAGAAUGAAAGACCUCAACAUACAGAGAGGAGAGGAGCUAGGUUCUUGUGAUUCUUAACAAGAAAUCGCACAAUUUUUUUUUUUUUUUUUUAAAAAAAAUUCAAUCUUUAGAGGAGAGAGAAAGAGGGUAAAAGAAAGAAAAGGAAGAUGGGGUUGACGAAUUUUGUAGUGACAGUAGCAGCUGUUGGUGCUGUUAUUCUUCUUGCCAAAAGCGACGUUAGACAAUCUGCUGCUGUUUUCCGUCGCAAUGUUCGUCACAUUCGUAAUUGGCUUGAAGAAGAAUCUUCUGCUGCUUCCAAGUCUGCUGAGAAGGCAAAACCCAAAGAGCUGGAUAAAGAUAUUCAUAAAAAGGACAGUACAAAGGGAGACAAGUAGUUGUUUUUGGCAAAUAGUUCAGGCUACAUACGGGUCAACAGAAUAGUAUGAAGAUUGAAGAGAUGUAAACAGUAAUUCGUAGAUUUUAUCGUAUGUACAUGGAAGAGAUAAUUUUGUGCUUUAGCUCUCAUGAACAAGCUAAUUCUUAUGAGGUUAUCUUAGGUUUAGUUUUGCUGUUGAUGUGAUGAAGAACAUGAAUAUGGCUUACAUUAUUCUCAUUAUGCAGUCCUUGUGCGUUGACUUAUGGUUUUGUAAAACAUUUUUGUCGAUGGAGACAAUAGUUGCAUUGCGUGAUCGCUUGAUUAAUUUUGUGAUCUUAAUAAAUUUGAUAUCUUCUAAACGCUUAUGAUA
Messenger RNA from Chenopodium quinoa (quinoa), 765 nucleotides. RefSeq lists its product as uncharacterized. Lineage: Eukaryota; Viridiplantae; Streptophyta; Magnoliopsida; Caryophyllales; Amaranthaceae. Bases 187 to 414 code for a protein of 75 amino acids. The record is from RefSeq and is a predicted model, not a curated record. The transcript has 2 exons.